GCAUAAUUUGGAUUGGGUUUUCGUGUUUGUGGAAUGGUAGCUGGUCAAAAGUUCUCUAUUUUUAGUGUUUUGAUGCGUUGUGAUGGUGUAAUUGGACAAUGCGGUGCAAUUGGGUGUGUUUAGGGUUUGGAUUUAUGAGUAUCCUAAUUUGGUUUCAGUUUAAUUCUGCUCAAUUAUUGGUUUUUUUUUUUUUGUACUGUGGUUUCACAUUCGUGAGAAUUUUGCCUAGUGUAGCUAUAAUUCUAGGAAGCUUUGCUCUUCUUGGUUCUAGGGUUUGCUAUAUUGAUGAACUUAGUUGAUGCCCAUGCAAUUUAGUUUUUUAUUUUUCAUUUUUUUAAGGACCAUUUCUUUUCUAAUUCUUUGUGAUGCAAUUAUCAGAAAUAGGGUUUGGCAAAGUGAUUCUUCUGGCAAAGAAAGGAAUCAAUUUGACUUUUAUUUCCCGAAUCUUAAUUUCCUAUCAUUAUUAGUUGAAAGGGACCAAACACUUUAUCUCCCUCCUGGUUUUGUCUCCACAUAAUAGACAAAUUGAAUAGUAUCAUGUAGCUUCUCUGUAGUUCCCAGCAAAAUUUGAGGCUGUUUUUUGAUGUAAUAUAGAUCUCCUAAGUCUUAACACUCUUUCUCUAAUCCAAGAUGUGCACUUUUGUUCAUAGAUUUAGGAUUUUGGGCAAUUACCAAAUCAUCCCUUUUGUGUUUUAAUUGGUUAUUUUGCUAAACUGUAUUAGUGAUUUACAAUAAUUUCCACUUAGAUUCAGUCCAUUUUUUUCAAUUAAUGUUUUAAGAUCCAAUCUUGUUUAACAAGCUAUAGAUCUAGAUAUGCCAGAAUUUUGCAUAUAGGUUUGUAUGAAGAAAUCUUUAGUUAUCGUGGGUAAUAUAAAAUUUAUAUGGUUUAAGAGGAUGGCAUUAUUUAUUCAUAAUUAAUCUCUUUCUUUAAUGGGAUUAUGUCAGGGUAAAGAAGAUUAUUUUUUUGCAUAUUUUAUCCAUGCCAUUUAGGUUCUGACGAAUGGCAUAGAAGUGAAGCUGCAGAGGAAUGCUCUUAGUGUUAUUGAAGCCCCCACGGGCCAUGAGGACGAUGACGAGCUUGUGUGCGAAAAUAUUCAAUGGAAUGCCUCGGAUUUAGCGUCGGAUGACAUGCAAUUGCAAAAGCCGCACAAGUCGAGAAGCAGACAGCAUAAAGGAUCAACGAAUAAAUCCUUGAAUCGGUCUAAUUCUUGUGAUUCACAUUCUAAGGGUUCCGUCUCGUCAUCCACGGAAACUCCGAAAGUUGACCUGAGUAAGUUAGAAACUACGGCGUUGUGGAGAUAUUGGCGCCAUUUUAACCUUAAUUCGAGCCCCAACCCUUCUAAGGAACAGUUGAUAGAUGCUGUUCAGCGGCAUUUCACGUCGCAGCAAUUGGAUGAGUUGCAGGUUAUCACGGGGUUCGUGCAAGCCGCUAAGAGGCUGAAGACGGUGUGCAAUUGAUUCAGAAAAAGCGUUCUCUCUCGUUCGAAUACUAACAUAUAUGCUAGUGUCUUGUCUAUGUUAUAUGCGAAACAUUUGCGAUCAAAGAGUUUGGUUGCUGGAACACGACCGAGGCUUCCGUAGUCGGAAUUUUGUGUUAGUAUUGUGAUGUAGAUAAAUAUGUAAUCUUCGGUGAAAAGACCUCGGAGUCUUUAUGGAUUGUCGACAUUAGCUUUAUUGUUUGGAGAAACUUAAUUUUAUAUAUAUAUAUAUAGAGUGAGGCUACUAUGUUAUUGGAA
This is a messenger RNA of Ananas comosus (pineapple), 1736 nucleotides long. RefSeq names its product histone deacetylase complex subunit SAP30L-like. NCBI's taxonomy places the organism in Eukaryota, Viridiplantae, Streptophyta, Magnoliopsida, Poales, Bromeliaceae. The record is from RefSeq and is a predicted model, not a curated record. Gene Ontology annotation, biological process: regulation of DNA-templated transcription. Gene Ontology annotation, molecular function: protein binding; transcription coregulator activity. Gene Ontology annotation, cellular component: histone deacetylase complex. The transcript has 5 exons. The coding region runs from base 1129 to 1458 and encodes 109 amino acids.